GCACGAUUGGACAAGGUUUGCAACAAAAUUGGAGAGGAUAUAGACUUUGCAGAUAUGUUUCCCGGACUUCAAGAUUACUCACAUUCUACAAGCACAAAAUCAGAUUUCUGACUCUUUAGCUAGGACGGCAAGAUCUUUCCAUAGAAGAUUUCACUUUGUUGGUUUUUUUAUUCCGGUCUGGUUGACCAGACCACCUCAAGUUUGAGUAAGAGAAUGGUCUUUCAUUGUCAAAAAAAAAAAAGACUACUCUAAGACGUGUGAUCUAACAAUACUAAAAGCCAAAAUACUGAAUGGGGAGGCUAUCCACAUCAGAUUAAUAAAUUGACCAAUCAGGAACAUUUUUUUUUGACACAUCAGAUAGGCUUCCGUGUGGGCUUCUACGUUUGGGCUUCAAUCAAUUUGUUAUUGCCCAAAUGACCCCAUUUAGAAAACCAAACCUACGAAGGAUGAAUCUAACAUUUUGUCUUCUCUGAUUGAAAAUCAUAUAAACUCAGUUCUAAUCAAUUCUCUUCUUACUCUCGUCAAUCAAUGUUCUCUUAAAGAGUUCGUUUCACCUCCCUCUUUUUCUCCUUCUUAUAUACUGUUCUUCUUUCCUUUCUCCAGACCAAAACCCUAGAACCGCUCUAAGCUCAAGCCGUGGCGAUGAAAGCAAACGGAAAGUCCCCUGUCUCCUUCGCUAAUGAAGAAAAAAUAAUGUUCUUCAAAGAUGCCUCACCAGAUCCCCAUGAAACCCAGUUACAGCUACCGCUGAAGGUAUUUCACCUUUAAUCUUGCAAGAGAAGGACCUCAGGGCAACAAUACUCACGUCACAACUGAAAAAGUUUUAAGGCACGGCUACACAAAGCCUCUGAGUAUGUUCACUCAUGUUAUUUGCGGUCAAAGAUAGAUAUUUAUAGCCGGUGUGUGCUCUACAAGAUCAUAACCGGACAACAAACUUUUGAGAGGAACAUGCCAGCCACUUAACAAAUAAUUGGGUGAAAUUCUUAACGCUUCAGCAUGAUCGUUAACCCUCUGUUAUGCAACAACUACCCAGCUGCUGGAGCAAUGAGCAAUCCACUUAUAGUGUAAAGAUUAAAGAAGAUUAUCAAAUAAAUGAAUAGUAGAGAUUGUUCGAUAGAGUACUAUCAUGAUAAUCUCAAAGGAUAGAGUCAAGCCAUCUCCAACACCUGAUAGCUGGAAGCUCAAUGAAAUCUUUGCCACUGGAAUUGUCUUGGGAGGCUACCAAGCCGUUAUGAGUGUGAUUUUCUUCUGGGUGAUUCACAAGACUGACUUCUGCUCAGAAAAUUUUGGUGUGAGGUCAAUCAGGGAAAAUAACGAUGAACUAAUGUCUGUUGUGAACCUAGAAGUUAGUAUCAUCAGCCAAGCGCUUAUAUUCGUCACGAGGUCAAGGAGUUGGUCAUUCGUUGAACGUCCUGGGGUGCUUCUGAUGAUUGCAUUCGUCAUUGCACAACUGGUUGCUACUUUGAUUGCAGUGUAUGCAAACUGGACAUUUGCAAAGGUGAAGGGUAUAGGUUGGGGAUGGGCUGCUGUGAUUUGGGUUUACAGUAUUUUAACAUACAUCCCACAAGACAUUUUGAAGUUUGCCAUUAGAUACAUCUUGAGUGGAAAGGCUUGGGUCAGCAUGUUUGACAAAAGGACCGCUCUGACGGCCAGGAGAGAUUACGGUGCUGGAGAAAGACAAGCUGAGUGGGCGAGAGAACAAAGGACGCAGCACGGUCUGCAGACAAGACAAGAGGUCAACGUCUUCCCAGAGAACGGGGGUUACAGAGAGCUGUCUCAGAUCGUUGAGCAAGACAAGAAAAGGGCCAAGAUAGCUAGGCUUGGGGAGAUUCACACAUUUAAGGGACAUGUUGAAUCAGUCGCAAAGCAAAAGGGCUUGGACAUUGAUACAUCAGGACAUCACUACACUCUGUAGUUGCCAUAACUAUUCCCAAAAACUCUUUUUUUUUUUUAAUUGUUAGUCAUUGUUCCUAAACUUCUAAAAUAGAGCUUUGCAUUUGCCUUUGAAGAAACAAGGCUUUUGCGUUAAGAGUAUAUUUAUUUUUAAAUUGUUCAUGCAAUUGAAUCGGUUUUCCAAAAAUUAUCAGUUUAAUAUCAAAUACAAAGCUUGGGUUGCCAAAA
This is a messenger RNA of Brassica rapa (field mustard), 2121 nucleotides long. RefSeq names its product ATPase 1, plasma membrane-type. The record is from RefSeq and is a predicted model, not a curated record. NCBI's taxonomy places the organism in Eukaryota, Viridiplantae, Streptophyta, Magnoliopsida, Brassicales, Brassicaceae.